AUGUUCUUGGUAUCAUGCUCGUGUCAAAGGACACGUCAGCAGCAGCACAGCCAAGAUAGCAGUUUCCUUAUAACUUGGAGCAUUGGCAUGCAGCUCAUCUGUCUUCAUUUGGGAGACAUGCGCAGCCGAGCCGACAUAACUUCUGAUGGUUUGGAAGGUGAGAACUUUGAAGCUGACAUUGACGCUGUUGACGACGCUGAAUUGUCUGAUGACGAAGACUCGAGCAGCAAUGAGCUUUCAACCUUGAGGACAAUCCUGUCCGUCCCUCCACUGGACGUGCCCAUGCAUGAGGCUCUUGAGACCGUGCAGCAAGCAUACAACUCCCUGCAUGUUGAGUUUAAAGGUCUUAGGAAGGACUACCUUACCCUCUCGGCGACUGUCCCUGCCUGCAGCCGAAACCGCACACUCAAGAAGACAUCCAUGCUCGACGCGAAAAUCACUGCCGAAGGGAAGAAGUACACGUUGUUCUACCAUUUCUGGGUCAUUCCCGGCGUCUUCCUGACAACACCUCAGCCUGACAUUGACCCUUGUAGUCCUACACACUGGGCAUCUCCCAAGGCUAAGCUCAAUGGAUCUAUGGCAGAGUUGUACAAGUGUGUGUCCAAGGACUUACACGGCUCCAUGGAGAAAUACACGGCGUUUGAUUCUCUGACUGUCCUACAACUAACCUACAUGAUACUUCUCAGUUUCGCGCUGCAGUUAGCACUGAGCGGUCAAACAUUGUGCAUGCUAUCAAGAGCUGCACUGCGAGACAACCCUGGCCUCCUUCGUCUGCUGAAGAAAAACGGUGAGGGAGAGUACAUUUGGCUAGCACCCAUUCUGUUCGCAAGACCAGAUGCCAUGGUGGCUGACGAGUUUCUCAAGAAUCCGGUGCUAGUACAAAUCGUUCACGUUGAGAUGUAUGGGAAGAAAAUACUCUCCGGCAAGACUAAGGGUCAGAAGGCUAGGGGACAGCAUUGCAAUGUGCAAUGCGUCACUGAAGGUUUGAUCACGGGCGCCACUAUUAUGGCACAUUUUUUGUUGACGCACAAUCCUGAGUUCACAGUGACUGGUGUGGAAACGAAGAUCAACUAUCAAGUGGACUACAAUUUUUACUUGGAGCGCUUGUUCAAGCGCACUCCAUGGGCCCGCAGCGUCAUCGACUACUUCAACAAGGAGGUAUUUGACGUCACCAGUUCAAGUCUUGCACCAGCUCCCGAUUCUCCUUCCAUCACUGCUCAGACCCGAACUUGGGAAGACGACCUCUUGGACAAACUUGAUGCUCCUUCUCAAGUUGCUUCCAUGCUCACACACCUCCCUGCUACCUCGGCAGUCAUCGACGUCGUCUCCAAUUACCACGCUUCCAUUUCGGUCAACCAAGGUCAAUCUGCAUCUGCAACUGUGCAGGUGCAGCUGGGCAUCAAUCUGUUGACGCUAGACAACACUGUUGAGCCAACUGUGUCGGUAACUCGCAUGUCAACUAACACACCAGAGCCCGAAGUUGAGGCCACAAAGCGUGUUACUCAUCACGGCGGCGGCAGCAAGGCGUCGGUUGCUAAACCUAGAGGAAGAGGGAGGGCCAAACGCUAA
Molecule: messenger RNA, 1569 nt
Organism: Suillus paluster
Lineage: Eukaryota; Fungi; Basidiomycota; Agaricomycetes; Boletales; Suillaceae
Exons: 8
Coding region: 1-1569 (522 amino acids)
Source: RefSeq, a predicted model, not a curated record